Messenger RNA from Prosopis cineraria, 378 nucleotides. RefSeq names its product cytosolic sulfotransferase 12-like. Gene Ontology annotation, molecular function: sulfotransferase activity. Lineage: Eukaryota; Viridiplantae; Streptophyta; Magnoliopsida; Fabales; Fabaceae. The transcript has a single exon. The record is from RefSeq and is a predicted model, not a curated record. Bases 1 to 378 code for a protein of 125 amino acids.
AUGGCAGCACAAAAAUCCAAUGCCUCUGUACUGUUCCUUCAGGAAGACGAUGAUGAAAGUCUAUCCCAAGAGUGCCGAGACCUCAUUGCAACCCUACCCAGUGAACCGAAUCGGCUCAUGACAAGACUCUACCAAUUCAAAGGUUUCUGGGUCUCCAAGAAGCUCAUGCAAGCAGUCCUCAAUUGCCAGAACCAUUUCCAAGCCCAUGAUUCUGAUGUCCUUCUUGUUACAUUACCAAAAUCUGGUACCACAUUGCUCAAAGCCCUCGCUUUUGCUAUCAUUAACCGUAAAGCUCAUUCUCAGCAGCAUCACCAAGGCUUUUUGGAACCCAUCUACCACAUGUUUUUUGCCAGAAUCUGUGAAGCCAUCGAAAUGUAA